UAUCGCGAUCCAUUUUUCAGCUGUCGCCUCUGGAAACUCGAUAGGCUCUUUGUUUACCGCAAAGUUUAGGGCCGAAUAGAGUGAACUUUUCCUUUAAGGGACUCUACUGCUUUAUACUGAUUGGUUAAGGCUAUUAUUGCCAUAAAUCCUCGAACAACUUAUAAUCUGGAAACUGUCCCAGGAAAAUUCUGGGAAAUUGUGGGAAAAUAGCAGUUUGCAUAAUUUUUUGUCGAAAAAGCCCAUUGUGUUGAAAGCUUUUACGGCUCUUGUUUUUUGCAGUAUCGAGCACCCUUUCAGGCAGAAGACAUAAAAAUUGGUAUCCUUAAGGCCCUGCUGAUGGAGGCGCCCUCGCGAUCGAACCGGCAGGAAACUGCACUCCUGCACAGCAUCCUGACAUUAUCCUGGAAAGUGUAGAGGAAAACGGGCGAAUUGUGAGGACGCAGCGCUUCCGCUUUUUUGCAGUGGUUUUUCGAGUAAAACUCACGCAAAAGCCUGAAAUUUUUUACUAAAAGUGUACUUUUAUGGGUUUUGGAAUAGGAUCCAGAUGGACUGAAGGUGGCUGAAAUCGACUGCCGAUUUAAGGCGAAGAAAAACUGAGAAGAAGCCAUCAUGUCCGCUUUGGACAAAGCAGUUUCCACUGAAGAUCUUUGCACUAAAGAAGAUUCUCCUGCACUGGGAGUUCUUCGACUGGAAGCCAUUUUGAACACUCUGGUGGAAAACAAAGUGGAAGCGCUCAAGCAGGAAAAUGAAAAAACCUCAAGUCUGCACUCCAGUCCCAAGAGCAUCUUGCAAAAGUUGAAAUUGCAGUCGUCGCCGAAGGCGACCUUGCGAAUUGAGGACGAAACGCACAAGAACUCCAAGCGCAAGGAGCGAAAGGAAAAGAGCCAAGGAAAACAGUUUAAAAAGCAAAUGUUGCGCCAAGAAACUUCCUCACCGGAUAGUCAGAUUCUUCAAGUGGAGGAAAAGUGUCUGAGUCACCAGUAUCGAAGCACUUCUUGUAUGGAUUCCAGCUGUCCUUCGCAUGUUUGCUACUGCAGCCACGGGCAAACGCCCUUGCAAAUGGCCGAUGAGUACAUUUCGAUCAAAAUGGACUCAUAUGGAGAUGUGGAAACUGAUGCUAUUAUUGCGAGGGAGGAGAUGCGAAGGGAGAGAAGGAAGAGAAGGAGACGACGCAAAAGGCGCCUAAAGAAACGCUUGGCCUUAAAUCCUCACCUGGUGGACACUUUCGCCCACGAGAGCGACUUCAAGACUUUUCACGACGACGAGCUGCCUCCAAGAGCAAAAUGGACAAUCGUAGCUACUGCCUGUUUGUUACUCUUCAUGUGCCUGUUAUUAGUGGGAAUCACUCUGAGGAUGGCUCCGAUUAUUGACGAAAUUGUUCGAGAAGAAAACGAAAAGCUCAUUAACUCAAUUUCGAAUUCAGCAAAUGCCUCGAAAAUGUCCGUCCAUAAUCAUGCAGCUUCGACGGAAAAACUCUACAUUCUCAACGGUGUAACGUAGGCCCUUUUCACCAAUGACAAAAACAGCAAAUAAUCUCCCAUAGGUUUCCACAUAACGCAGGGUUUAUAAGACUAUAUAUAUUAAUUAAUCCAUUAUGAAUAAUAAUAUUAAUGACACUAACAGCUAUUUGUGUUAUUGUGCAGGGUGGUCCAAUAAGAGGGAGGCGCAAGAGCAACCAUUGAGUACUAAAUGGAAGAACAGACGUUGAUUUAAAGUGCUUUAAAAAUAGCUGCGUUCUGCGCUCAUUUUGGUGCGGAUGAAAUUAUAAUUUUCUUGAAGAAUUACUCGUUUGAUCCAAAGAAAGUAAGUCCACAGAAAGUAACAAUUAUAUUAUUAAAACACAGAGUGGUUCAAAAAGUACUCAGUUUUUAGAAGAUGAUUGAAUCAGGGUCCUUAGAGGCAACGAUUCGAAGAUACAGAGUGUGAAAAAUUUACUAAAAUUUUGCAGAUCUCAAUGGGUAUCGAGACCAUAUUUCUAUUGAAUGAAGGCAAUUUUUUAAAGAAAAAUAUCGGGCGGCACUGAUUUUGCAAAAAAUAACUUUUACCCUUUCAUUGCCUGUUUAGUCGUACGCAAAUAAUCUCUCUUGAGUUUUCUUCGUAAAACGAGUAAAAAAAAAUAUCGUAUUAAUGAAAACCACAAUUUAUUUCGUAAUUAAACUUAUGAAAAUCACAGAAAUACUAAUUCGAACUUUAUUUUAAUGAAUGUGUAAACAUAAAUGGAUUUAACUUAAGAAAGUGAUAAAUUAAUCGUCCAUAAAUUAAAAGUUUUAAAACUGUUAGUGUAAAGCUUCCAAAGCGGGAAUUAAAACGAUUUUUGCUAGUCGGAAACCCUCCUUUGUACGAAGAAAACUCACAAGAGCCUUUUUGUGUAGAAUUAAACAGGCAAUGCAAAGAUUUUAAAAAUCGUAAAGAAAAAUCAGUAACGCGCCAUAUUUUCCUUUAGAAAAUUGCCAGUACGAGCGCAACUUGUGGUUGAAAGAAAUGUUUCAUUCAGCAGAAACAUGGCCGCGAGACUCCAGAAAGUUUUUUCUUUAAAGUUAAACAGGCAAUAAAAGAUAAUUUUUUUUUUAUUAUUUCAUUAAAAUAUCUGAACCGGUUUCGGUUGUAAUGAUGAAUUUUUAUGGUUUUUAAUAACUUUAAAUCCCUGCUUUUUCGAAACGCGGCUUUUCCGGAACCUCAUUUGAUAAACCUUCUUAUCCUACAACAAUGCCUGGCAAUCAUCUGAAAUUUAUCAAAGUACUUUUGAAUCACUUUGUUUAAACUGUGUUUUUCUACAGAAAAAAUCGAGUUAAUCGGCGACAUUUUCCAAGUGAUUCAUAAUAUCUGCAAUAUGAAGUUUUCUCAUGUAAAAUGUUAUAAAAAACAUUGUUGAAAAUUCACGUUUCACUAGAGCGACUGUCGAUACUGAAAGCAUUUUAAAUCACUUUCUCUUACGUUUUCGCACGCCCUGUAAAUUCAGAUUCAGCCAAAUUGAUUUGGGGUCGAUUUCUAUGAUUAAGCAGAAAAUACUUCUAUUUUUACCAUUGUACACCGACUUCUGAAGUUUUGUAUUUAUGACAAAUAAGAUUGUUUACGAUUAGUUUUUAUACCGGCACAAACAACUGCACUAAUCACAACUUUCUAGCCACUGUGUUUCGGAAAAGACUGUAAUAUACUAGAAUAGACAAUCAAUCAAUCAACGUUCUCUGUUAUAACCAAUUGCAUGUCUUGUAAAACUCUUGCUCAAAGUAUCAAUAUAUGAUAUAUAUGUAUAGUGAGUAGGUCUAAUAUUGUAGUUUUCCAAACUCGAUUUGGUUCCAUUGACAAUCAAAAUAGUUGUUUUCCAAUUGCAAUUGUGCUAAUCGAAAUCUUCUAGUGCCGUAACUCAGAUAAUCAAACCAGAACUUUGUGAAAUCGAUGUUUGUAUUAUUAGAGUGGUGAAAAAUAUAUUUAUUACAUAAAA
This is a messenger RNA of Dendroctonus ponderosae (mountain pine beetle), 3442 nucleotides long. RefSeq lists its product as uncharacterized. The coding region runs from base 610 to 1500 and encodes 296 amino acids. NCBI's taxonomy places the organism in Eukaryota, Metazoa, Arthropoda, Insecta, Coleoptera, Curculionidae. The record is from RefSeq and is a predicted model, not a curated record. The transcript has 9 exons.